AUGUCCUCACUGCUGCUGCACGGGUUCACGGUUCCAAUGACUGACGGGUCGGUGGACCCCAACACAAAUACCAUCGUGGCUCCUAUAAGCAACAAGCCCAAGCUGGGCUCGACGCCCGGCCGGGGCGCCAGCGGCGGUGGCCUGGGCAAGUCAUCCGGGGGCAAGAGUGGCUCCUCAGGCUUCGGCAAAUCUUCAUCCGCGGGAUUCGACGGAAAGUCUUCGUCAUCAAGCAAGAAACCCGUGACCCUAGGAUCACUGUCAUCCAGCAGUAAUUCAACCAGCACACUCCCUCUUGGCAGCUCCUCGAAAUAUGUUUCAGCCAGUAGCUACAGUAGCCCUAAGAGCAAAACGAAAUUCGGGAUCAUAUGGAUACCAACCAAACGCCACAAUAAAAAGAAGGACAUGGUCUUUAAUCCACAUCGUGAUGAUCGCAUGAGAGAGCGGUCGCCUUCUAUGUACAAUCUUAUGUCUGGAGAUUCUGAUCAUCACAAGAGGAGAGAUGAAGAACCUGCAUUACUCGUGCCAGAUAAAGUGAAGCCCACCCCAGUACCUACCUUGGUGACCACAGGAACUAUUGCAGCUGAAGCCGCUGUCACUGACUCUGUAGCAUCAACCAGUCCAAAUGAGAAAACAGAGUUUAUUCAACGUGAUAGCAAAGAAGCAACAGGAGACUCCAAUGAUAAAGAUGAGAAGGAAUACCUGGACAAUAAGGACAGCAAUAAAAUGGAUGCAGAAGACGGGGAAUGUAAAUAUGAAAAGAAUAAAAUUGGAGACAAGGUAGACAGUGUGUACCUGAGGCCCCCACCGCCGCACAAAGUCAGGUCCACCACUUCCACUGCCAAUGAUGAAGAAGACUGUGGUAUUAAAUGUCUUUACUACACUUUACAAUGCUGUGAUUGUGUCCUCAUGUAACCAUGUACUCAAAUAUCUGUGUUUGUGCUUAACUUGCUACUAUUCUUAGACCUGUCUACUAUGCUUAACAGAAUUUGGUUCCAGUACAUUAAUAAUAACAUUCAAUUGGAAAAAAAAAAUCCUUAUCUGAAACAUAAGACAGAUAAGGCAUUCAUUAGAUGACUGUUUCGGAGUAUAUUUUUUUGAAUCUCAAAUUAUAGGGGCAUACCUCUAAUUAAGGUAAAAAUUGUUUAUAAACAAUGACCUUAUGAAUUAUACAGUGUUUAGUAUUAGUUUUAUAUUAUAUUGUAGGAUUAUAUUAUAAAAGUAAUAGGACGUAGACUUAUACUUAACAAUUUAUAACUUACUCAAAACUUAUCCAAUAAAAUUAUAAUAGGUAUUGUUAAGAUAAAACAAAACUUGAAUUUUGGUGGUAUUAAAAACAAUGAAUUGUUAGCCUUAAUUGAAGCAUUUCACUUUGUAUUCUGAGUGAUAUGAGCUCAUUCACUAGUGCUAUUUUUAGGAACUCUUUCUAGUUGUUUAUAUCUUGACUACAUUUUUUUACCUUCACAUCUGUAAUCUCUAAGAAACAUUCCUUUUUGGGUUGUGUUUACUGAUUCAUUAUAUACAUUCCCUAUCUUAUUUUAUUAUGACAGACUUUAUGUUCUCUAUCAAAUAAUUGUAUCUACAUUUUAAUUGUAAAUUUAACUACUUUUAAAUAUGUCAUACAAAUUUAUAAAUUACUCCUCACCAUUAUAAUCCUAAUCUUGCCAAUGCAAAUUUUAAAGUUAAAAUAUUGUGCCUACUAAACUGCGAUUCAAGUUACUUGACCAUAAAUCGCAACACAAUAAUGGCAAUAGCCGCUAGUGAGACAAAAAUUAAUGUCACACCAACGAAACUUUGGGAUAAACGGCUGAUUUAUGCAUAGACUACUUGACUGACUAACUAAACAUUUGAUUAGAUUAUACAAGUUUUAGUAUACAUCUAACAAAAACAUAAAUAUAAACUAAGACAGGGUCUAUUAUUAGAUUUAUUAUGUCCACUCAUAACCCACGAAAGACUCAACUGAUUUGACAAAUAUGUACUAUGCCUAGGUAAUAAUUUAUAUUAAAUAUACUUACAUAAUAUUUUUAUAAUGAACUUUUAUAAGUACCUAGAUUUAUAUAAAAAAAAGGGAUAAGAUUUAUUUUGAUACAGGAGUAUUAAUAGUUUGUUUACAAUUAUUUCGGAUUUUUGGAUAAACAAAAAUAUCAUACUUUUUACUAGGUAACUUGCAUACCGAAUUUAUAGUGUGCCAUACAUUUCAAUAUCCUACAUUAACCAAUGGUACCUAGUGUUAUCACCAUCUCUUGUAAGAAUAUUAUUAAAUGUAUACUAUAAUCCAAAAAUAUUUUAAUCUUAUUACAAGACCGUUUCAAUUUAUUAAACUGUAGAAGGUUUAAGACUGCUUUCCCAUUCCCAGUGGGCUUACUAUUCGCCUGUUACUAAAGCUGUAAAUUGGGUAGGUACAGUGAGCGCAAAAGUAGCAACUAAUAAAUAUAUGUUACUUUUAAAAACAAGGAGGUUCUCAUAUUAAGCCAGGCCCAGACAUGUAUCCUUUUCCCGAUCUUAUCACCGUACCGUAUCUGCGUAUUGUUUCAAGUGCCGUAUAAAGUUGUGGCCGCCUUCGAUUUACUCUAUCCUUAUCUUCACAAUAGUCAUAAUUCAUUUGAUGAUCGAACAAAAACCACGACGUAUCUAUACGAGUAUCAUUAACCGUCCACAUAUGCAAUCAUGAUCCGCGUCGAAGAUACGGAUACGGUGAUCGGAUCGUGGAAAUGAUACAUGCCUGGACCCAGCUUUAUGGUACCUACGACUUUCGCAAAAAACUAGAAAAUAAACGUGUCAACUUUAAAA
Plutella xylostella (diamondback moth) is the source of this 2787-nucleotide messenger RNA. RefSeq lists its product as uncharacterized. The record is from RefSeq and is a predicted model, not a curated record. NCBI's taxonomy places the organism in Eukaryota, Metazoa, Arthropoda, Insecta, Lepidoptera, Plutellidae.